UUUAAAUUGGGAGUUUCGACCUACGUGAAAAAAAAUUUAAGAAUAUACUUUAUAAGAAUAUCGAGGCUGAGAAAUUGGAUAAAAACUAAAAAUAUCCUAAGAAUAUACCUAGGCUUGACCUUUUGUUUCAGAUAUAAAAAUUUGUGUGACCUGAUUAGAAGUUUAAUUUCUUAUACUGCAUGCUUAUUUUUUUGUUAGCUCAUCUGUCUUUUACAGUUUGUUUAAGUACUUUUCCGCAUUUUUUAAUCAUUACAAUAGUGGUAAUUAUAACACAUGUUCUUUCUGGCUGUGGCGAUGUUAAGAAUAUGUUAAGAAUAUUUGUGGCUGAGAUUUGUCAAAAAGUUAAGAUUACUGAGGUUAAAACGAAACAACACCAUUCUUAUAAAAAAGCGUGUAGAGCAUGGUAAGAUUGAACUCUCUUGAGUUGUCCAGGUCUGUAUCUAUAGUGUCGUGCAGUGUAAUGUGAGCUUAAGUGGUACGUACAAUUUUGUUACUUGAGAUCACUUGAGUAAUCAUUCCAGUGAUUGUUUAGUUAAUAAUUUGACAUCUUAGAAAUAGUUAUAUUUUUUAUACUUUGAACUUAAAUUUUACUGUGUAGUUAUAUUUUCAAUUCAUAAGAGCAGGUUAAUUUGUUACUGGUUUAUUUAUUUUUAUUGUUAUUUAUUUUGUUUGUUUAGUUAUUUUGUUUAUUUGUUUGUUAUUUUCUUAUGAGGAAAAUAAAAUGUUUGGCUUUCUUUAUUUUUGACAUAUUCAAUAUAUUUCAAAUAAUCAUCGCAGCUCCUUUCUUUUUUUUCGAUCAUUGACAACUUUGAAAUAUUCAGGAUAAAGUAUUAAGUGGGUGUCACAUUAACUGACUCAAUUAUUUACAAAAAUAACAGAAACAAAUAAGGAAGUCAAGUGAUAGGAAUUUGUUAGCAGUAUUAACAGCUAGUGUUUAUAUUGUUUUUUUUUUCAAUACGAGUUGUUUAACUUGUUAAGGUUGCCGUGUGCAAAAAUACUGUCUGUUUGCAUCAGCAUAAUGUUGUGUAGUGUAAUAUGAGCUUAAGUGGUACGUACAGUUUUGUUACUUGAGAUCACUUAAGUAAUAAUUCCCGUGAUUGUUUAGUUAAUAGUUUGACAUCUUAAGAUAGUCAUAAAUGAAGUGUGUCUUUAUUUAUGUUUGCCCCAGAUAUGAUACGACUGUAGAAGGUUCGAAGUGGUAAUGUGCAGAAAUCAGGUCCACUUACUAUGACAGCUGAGAUAACAAAUGAUAGAUUUUAGAUAUUUUGAUGACCUUUUUCUUGCAACCUGUGUUGAUUAAGAUGCUUUUGCUAAAACAGAUCGCGAUAAAUAUUUAAAUGUUAAAAUAUUUUGUAUAUUUAGAUUACUAACUUUACAGCAAGUUAUGCAUGUUCUUCAGCUAAGGCGGUUGUUUUUCUCGGUGUUUCUACUUCGCCUAUGUUUGGUGUUAUUUCCUGUUGAAAGUGUAGAAAAACUUUUAAAAGACCCAUGGUACAUCAGUGACAAAGGAGGCAAAGAUGUAGCGAAUUGCGGCAAUAGUGAUCGACCGUGCAAAUCUUUGCGGUAUACCUGGCGUAACUUUUUUCCCCGUAAGAAAGAUAACAGUGAAGUUAUCUUUCUACUUAGUCCGGGAUAUUAUCACUGCAAUGAUAAAAAACAUCAAUGGCUUGAAUGUGGUUAUAAUGGCAUUCUGUAUAUUACUAUCGCUGCUAACAACAGUGGUUCAAAGCCAUCGGAUGUGACCAUUGUUGGGCAUUCAUUUCAUACUCUUUACUGCAACAUCAAAAUAAAAGAUGUGUCGUUUACUGGAAAUUCUAACUUUAGUUUAAGAGACGCAGCGUUUAUUACUAUGAGAAACUGUGUGUUUUUAAACAUGAAACUAUUAUUACACUUCCAAGGAUCUUCUAAUGAAGAAGAAAUUCUAAAUCUUAUCAACGUGAAGAUAAUAAACACAACUUCCUAUCAAGGGCGCAGUUUGAUGGAAGCUUAUAAUAAGACUUACGUGAGCGUUCAAAAUAUGACGAUCGAGUCUAACAAAGGGAGGGGUCACGAAGAAAUCAAGUUUUAUGCUGCGAAAUCGCUGAAUAUUACCAACCUUGUUAUGGCACAUAAUAUCGACUUUGCUUUGCAGUUCUCUAAUAUUAAUGGUACCCUACAGAACAUAACUUUUGUCAAUAACACAAUUUUGGCAAAUCCAAAGAAGCGAAGUCUUAUUAAUUUUAAAUAUUCUCAAAUAUUAUUGAAGGAAUGCAAGUUUUCAUGCAACAGAAAGAAUUUAAUUGAAGUGUAUCCAAGUCCUGUGAAGUAUGAUAACCAGAGUAUCAUAGAAUGCACCAACUGUCGUUCAGUAAAGUGUCCAGUAACUUGUGAUGAAACAGGAUAUGGAAUAUACAAUGGAAUUUUUUGUCAACCAUGUGCCCCUGGUACUGCCGUGCGCCGGAACGAAAGAUACUGCCGAAAAUGCGAAAAAGGAAGUUAUGCUGAUCAACACAAGCAAACCGAGUGUUUUCAAUGCAGAAGAUCUUCGUAUUGUGAUAAGCAAGGGUGAGUUAUUUUAUAUACUCCUGUAAAAAUACUAAAACGUUUACGCUAUUUUACACAUAUUGUUGUUGCAUAAGGUAGAAAUUUCUGAAUAAAGUAUAUCUUCCACUUCAAGAUAGUAAAUUACGUGCAAGUAUUAAAGAUCUUU
Messenger RNA from Hydractinia symbiolongicarpus, 2689 nucleotides. RefSeq lists its product as uncharacterized. NCBI's taxonomy places the organism in Eukaryota, Metazoa, Cnidaria, Hydrozoa, Anthoathecata, Hydractiniidae. The coding region runs from base 1385 to 2548 and encodes 387 amino acids. The record is from RefSeq and is a predicted model, not a curated record. The transcript is spliced from 5 exons.